GUUACAAUAUUGCUUCACCUCAAAACUUUACUUAUUGCAGCUUUAAGUCCGGGACAGCACGGAUACACGUGGUCACAGACCUGUGGUGCGCUCUGGAGCCGUGCAGUGGGUAAUAGCUGAGCGCCAGGACGGUCAGCGUCGUCUCCAUGCUGUUAGUGAGGGUGCGGGUGGAGCAAUACCAGUGCAGGAUUAAAUCCUGAAACUGUUGUGUAAUGGACUGAAAGAGUGCUUCAUGUCAGCUGAAAGUCAUGUUUCCCAGACGGAUACCGUUUAAUCAGAUCGCCUUCGCGACUCUGGUCGGAGUCGGAGGAGGAAUUUAUAUCUACAGACCCAUGUUCGAGCCUCCCAGGAGAAAUAAAAGUGCAGAAAAUAAAGCUGAGACUGUAAAUAAAGGACAAAAUAACAUGGAGAAGUGACUGGAGGAGGAGGAAAGGUCGAAGAAGGAACCAUCAUCAUCAUCAUGUUGUUUAUACUGUAAAUAAUUGAUAAAUUAGACAGGAUAACAAGAUGGACAGUUUAUUUACAAAUUACUCUGAUAAUAACUGAGUCGAUCCACUCACAAGAAUGAAUAAUAAUAAAGUUUUAUUGUUCAAAAAAAAUGAGCCGCUUCUCUUAAUUCUUGGAUGAUUUUUCCCCCCUGAUAUGUUGUCAUAUUUGUGUUGAUAUUUAUCAAACCGGAUACAAACAGAUUAAUGCGUAAAUUGUUCGUACGAGCGUUCACGCAAGAAAUUUGGUAUCCGUGAAAAUCCCGUCAUUUCAGAAGAAAAGAAAGGAAAACGUUCGUAACCUGCUCUUGCUCCUGAGUGAUCCGAGUCCUCUCCCAAGUUAGCAAAAACAAACACGUAACGAGUAUUCUUAAAGAUUAAUUAAUACUAUAAUAGAUGAUUAUAUAACGAGACAAAACAAUUUCCACAUUUUGUGUACUGUUCGAGAUUAUUAUGAGUAUGCAUAUCGUCAGGUCUAGAAUUACCGCCAUCCUUCAAAGAAUGGGCAAAAACGAAAGAAAAUUGCACACACUGGGCCUCAUUUAUUAAGCUAAUUUAUUCAUAAAUCAUUUGUACGAGCAUUUACAUGCUCAUAUCCUACUUGUGCUCCUGAGUGUGCGGAAAUUUACACAUGAGAGG
Messenger RNA from Ictalurus furcatus (blue catfish), 1124 nucleotides. RefSeq names its product protein PIGBOS1. The transcript is spliced from 2 exons. The coding region runs from base 249 to 416 and encodes 55 amino acids. NCBI's taxonomy places the organism in Eukaryota, Metazoa, Chordata, Actinopteri, Siluriformes, Ictaluridae. The record is from RefSeq and is a predicted model, not a curated record.